GGCCGAGCCCUUGGGGCCUCCGUGCCUCGCGCCGUCGGCGCUUUCUCCGCCCCCCACUCGGUCUUCCGCCGUCUUGGCGCGGGCACGUCCACUCGGGCCGCAGUUGGGGGCGGUCCCUCCCUGUACGCCGGCGCCGGGCCAGGCGGAGUUGCUGGCCCCCGGCGGCGGUCGCAGGCGGGAGCGCGGGCGGAACCGGAGCAGUGGUGUAAACGCUUCCAACUUAAGUCCGGAGCACCGGCACACAGACAGUUCAGCAGCGGCGGUGCCUAUCCCAACAUCCCGCUCUCGUCCCCCUUACCUGGAGUGCCUGAGCCUGUUUUUGCUACAGUCGAUGGACAGGAAAAGUUUGAAACCAAAGUCACCACACUGGAUAAUGGGCUUCGUGUGGCCUCCCAAAACAAAUUUGGACAGUUUUGUACAGUAGGAAUUCUUAUUAAUUCAGGAUCAAGAUAUGAAGCAAAAUAUCUUAGUGGAAUUGCUCACUUUUUGGAAAAAUUGGCAUUUUCGUCAACAGAUGGAUUUGACAGCAAAGAUGACAUUCUACUGACGUUGGAAAAGCACGGGGGUAUUUGUGACUGCCAGACGUCAAGGGACACCACCAUGUAUGCUGUGUCUGCUGAUUCUAAAGGCCUGGACACAGUGGUUGGGCUGCUGGCCGACGUGGUCCUGCACCCCAGGCUCACAGAUGAAGAAAUUGAGAUGACACGAAUGGCUGUCCAGUUUGAGCUGGAGGACCUUAACAUGCGGCCUGACCCAGAACCGCUUCUCACGGAGAUGAUUCAUGAGGCCGCUUAUCGGGAAAACACAGUUGGCCUCCACCGUUUCUGCCCCACAGAAAACAUAGCAAAGAUCGAUCGAGAAGUGCUUCAUUCCUACCUGAGAAACUACUACACCCCUGACCGCAUGGUGCUGGCUGGGGUCGGGGUGGAACACGAGCACCUGGUGGAAUGUGCCAGAAAGUACCUCCUGGGAACCCAGCCAGCCUGGGGAUGUGAGAAGGCUGUGGACGUCGACAGAUCAGUAGCACAGUACACUGGGGGGGUUGUCAAGCUGGAAAGAGACAUGUCCAAUGUCAGCCUGGGCCCUGCGCCGUUCCCCGAGCUCACACACAUCAUGAUAGGACUAGAGAGCUGUUCCUUCUUGGAGGACGAUUUCAUCCCCUUCGCCGUACUGAACAUGAUGAUGGGAGGUGGCGGCUCCUUCUCAGCUGGCGGACCUGGCAAAGGCAUGUUUACCAGGCUGUACCUCAACGUGCUAAACAGGCACCACUGGAUGUACAAUGCAACCUCGUACCACCACAGCUAUGAGGACACGGGCCUCCUGUGCGUGCACGCCAGUGCCGACCCCAGACAGGUUCGAGAAAUGGUGGAGAUCCUCACGAAGGAAUUUAUUUUAAUGGCUGGAACUGUGGACGUGGUGGAGCUGGAGCGGGCCAAGACGCAGCUGAUGUCCAUGCUCAUGAUGAACCUGGAGUCCAGGCCCGUGAUCUUUGAGGACGUGGGGAGGCAGGUGCUGGCAACCCGUUCCAGAAAGCUGCCCCACGAGCUGUGCGCGCUCAUCCGCAGCGUGAAGCCAGAAGACAUCCGGAGAGUUGCUUCUCAGAUGCUUCGCAGGAAGCCUGCAGUGGCCGCCCUGGGCGAUCUGAGCGGCCUGCCGGCCUACGAGCACAUCCAGGCGGCGCUGUCCAGCAGAGAUGGGCGCCUGCCCAGGACCUACCGGCUCUUCCGCUAGAGGCCGCCCAAGGCCCGGCCCAGCUGCGGGCUGUGGGCGCAGCGUGUGUUCACACGUGUUUCUCCGGGUGUGAGUUUAGUACAAAGAUUCAUAAAAGGUGCAAACCAUGGGACUCUUCUCUUAAACUUGAACAAAUUUUAUGUCGUUGAGCAGAGUUCGGUUUCUGGUUCUUCGCUGUUGAAUAGGCCACUCGGUGGAAUAAGGGUUUGCCUUCACCGUGGCUAGAAACCGGUGGAGCGCAAGAAGGUUCAAGGCAGACCGUAGGGAGGCAGGUGAGCGUUCGUUCUGUCCUGCGCUCCCAGAGAUCAACGGUCCUGAGUCGGUCAGCCCCAGACUCUCUCCCCACAGAGGCCACUAGGCCGGUCGGCCUCCCCUCGUCUGCUUCGUGGAGCGUUUUUCUCAGCACGGUGUUUUCCUUCACCCUCAGUGAGGACAGGGUGUCUCAGCAGCAUCCCUAAAAUAAGGCUGGAAGCAGGCAAGCAACAUGUUUCCCUGAGGGUUGUCCAGUGGGACCCAAUCUUGUGAGGCCUCUCGUCCUUUCGUUGAAAGAUGUGUUCCAGUUGCAGGCGUGUCUGAGCGCACCGGACGGGAGGUGGGGUUUCUUAGACUGCGUGGCCUGUGGGGAGAGCAAAGCCGGGAGCGUGCUGGGAGGUAAAGGAGUGCUCGAUUCAGCAGGUGCGCAUGGCAGUGUCAGGAGCGCCGCAGGGCCCGGUGACUUUAGUGACCUUGGGUAGCUUUGGUUCUCAAACGUGAGUGCGUGUAGAGUCCCCGGGAGCCUGUGGGCCACCUCUCAUGGCCGUGGGGCCGUUGCUGUCCCAGCACUGGGCGGCUGUGGCUGUGUGGCUGUCCCAGGAGAGAUCCUGUGGUCCAGCCUUGACCGCUCAGGCAGGAGGGCAGGGCCGUUUGAG
Messenger RNA from Ailuropoda melanoleuca (giant panda), 2639 nucleotides. RefSeq names its product peptidase, mitochondrial processing subunit alpha (gene PMPCA). Gene Ontology annotation, cellular component: mitochondrion. The transcript has 13 exons. The annotation marks the transcript as partial. The record is from RefSeq and is a predicted model, not a curated record. Gene Ontology annotation, molecular function: metalloendopeptidase activity; metal ion binding. NCBI's taxonomy places the organism in Eukaryota, Metazoa, Chordata, Mammalia, Carnivora, Ursidae.